Stegodyphus dumicola is the source of this 837-nucleotide messenger RNA. RefSeq lists its product as uncharacterized. The record is from RefSeq and is a predicted model, not a curated record. Lineage: Eukaryota; Metazoa; Arthropoda; Arachnida; Araneae; Eresidae.
AUGGGUGAUUUACCCUCGCCCAGAGUUCAACCAUUAAGACCUUUUGCAGUCACCGGUGUUAAUUAUGCUGGUCCAUAUUCUAUUAAGUCCCAAGUUGGGAGAAGAACAAAAACUUUCAAGUGUUACGCAUCCAUUUUUGUGUGUUUCUCAACAAAAGCUGUACACUUGGAGUUAGUCAGUGAUCUAUCAACUUCAACGUUUUUAGCAGCUCUAAAAAGAUUUAUCGCCCGACGAGGCAAACCAUCUAAAAUUUCGAGUGACUGUGCUACUAACUUCAAAGGUGCUAGUAAGGAACUGAAGGAGAUUUAUAAAAAUGCAGCUCGCAUUGAGAAAAGCAGUGAAUUAUGUGACUACAUUACCUCAGAAGGUAUAACUUGGUUAUUUAAUCCUCCGACAUCUCCUCACUACGGUGGCUUGUGGGAAUCUAAUGUGAAAUCCAUGAAAUUUCAUCUUAAACGAGUAUUAGGAUCCACACUUCUAACUUACGAGGAAUUUUUAACAGUGCUUACACAAGUGGAAACGUGUAUGAAUUCCCGUCCUCUUUGUGCGAUGUCUAGUGAUCCAAACGACUUUAGUGCAUUGACUCCAGGUCAUUUUCUGAUUGGAGCCCCUUUGCUUGCCAUUCCGGAAUCUGACUUGAGUGAUGUGAAAUCUUCACGACUUGCUCAAACGUUGGUCUCUAGUUCAACAGACUGUGCAACAUUUUUGGAAACGAUGCAUCGAGUCAUCUUAGGCACGGAGUUCUUAAAGGCCGCUAAAGCCAAGCUCAAUUUUCUGGAUAAUUCGAUCAUGCUGGAAAUGGAUCGGAGGGUGGUGGAGCCAGUGAAAGAACCUCAG